Messenger RNA from Lolium rigidum, 1743 nucleotides. RefSeq lists its product as uncharacterized. The record is from RefSeq and is a predicted model, not a curated record. The coding region runs from base 20 to 1453 and encodes 477 amino acids. NCBI's taxonomy places the organism in Eukaryota, Viridiplantae, Streptophyta, Magnoliopsida, Poales, Poaceae. The transcript has 12 exons.
GGAGGCUGCUGCAGCUGGGAUGGUGAUUGACGAUCCCCUGGACUUCGAGGGGGACAACGACCCCCUGCUCUCCACGCCGCGCCCCACCAAGAGGAAGAAGGUCAUCGGAUUGGACGAUCUCUUGGUGGAAUUCUGUGAAACCGGCAAGGAUGAGCUCAAAGCUUCUGCUGCUAAGGCUAAGGCUAAGGGUCGACCCAAAGGAUACAAUUCAGACGAUGAAGACGAGCAGGUCACGGAGAAGGAGAUUAGCUUCUGCAAAUUUGUGGAAGAGUGUGAGGAAAAGGCGAAAGCGCUGGACCCUGGAGAGGAAGUACCCCAAUGGGGUCAGCAAGUUUUCGGCUGUCAGAAAUCACCCACUAUUCUUAAUGGCACGGGAGUUGAAAACUGCCAACUUUUGCAAUCAUUCUGUGGACAUGAGCAUUUAGGUUUUGAUCUGGAGAUUGAGAAAGGAGAGGGCUUUUUGGAAGGCAUGCUGAUCGAUGGAUGGCUUUUGAAGUUGAUCCUCUUAUAUGGUUCUGUCGAGGACUCUAUAGCAUCAUGGACACUAACAAAGUUGCUGUACUCAUCCAAUAAGAAGUUGCAAGAUUCUGCAUCUGAAUUUUGGGAUAGUAUCCUUUCCCUAAGCGAGGAUGAUAAACCACAGGUCAACCUUGGAUAUUUUCCAAGCUAUUCUAUUCUAAAGGGUGCUCUACUUAACUAUGGAUAUCUACAGGAUGCUCCUUGUACUACAACUUCCACCUCUGAAACUGCAGUUGCAGGCAUUUCAGAUGGUGGCCCACCUCAAAACAUCACUGCAUGGUUAAGACUUGUAUCUGCUUGCUGCAAAAUCAGAAAACUGCAUCCUGUCUUCUCACCUUCUGAAGCGGAAGAUCUUCUUGUUACUGUUAUUUCCCUCUUUUUGGACCGUCAACUUGAAGGGCUGCUGCUUAUUUUGGGAGAUUGCCUGAAUUCCCUUGUCUUGUACUUCAGUACAAGUGAAUGGGAAUGUAGCUGUCUAAUGGUGGCUGAGUCAAUUUCUAAGAGAGUGAGGAUGGAUCUUAACUGUUUAAGGAUUGUUGACUGCAUCACUGGAACCAAUGACCGUAGCAAAUUCCUAAGGAGCCAGCUGGCCCUUCAGUUGCUCAAAAAUAGCUUUGACCUCAAGGUGGCAAAUGUUGAGAAGAUCCUGAAGUCGGUCACGUCCACAAACGUGAAGGAGAAAGAAUGCAACUUCUUCAUGCUGUACGUGUACCUAGUUCUGAUGGACAACCUGCUCUUCUCGAGCGACGCGUUCCGGAAUAAGCCCGCGAUAAUCGAAGCCUGGCGUACCUACCUGCGGAACUGCUCGACGCAGAUAGGGUGCACGGAUUGGAGGUUAUACGCUUCAAAGGUCCGGAACAAGGCGUCGUACCUCCUGCAAGGCGCGAUCUCGAAGAAACCUGGUGCUGCUGGUGGUAGCGUCUCUACCCAGUGAUCUGAACCUAGUGAAAUGCUGCUGCUGGAAGGCGCUGGCACAAAUGUUGCAGGGCCGGGUGUAACCUUUCAGUUGACAUUCAGCGUAGGAGUUCUAGGAGUUUUUUGUAGGCAGCAAGGGGUGCCAUAUGGCUGCUGACAGAGCUCUCAGCUCAUGUAUAGCAUAGUCAAAGCCCCCGCGCGCGCUGCCCUAGAGUCAGUACAGUAUUUUGUAGGUGGUGAUUGAUGCCAGCUGAUGAUUAGUUUGCCACACUUCUGCAGCAUUGACUUGAGUAAAUGUAUUUGCUAGUC